AGCAAAAUAUCCAGUGUAGUUUAGAGUUGUUUUUACGGUGUUAAAUUAUCAGAGUUAAAAAGUGUUGAUUCUGGUGUUAAUUUGAAUGGCAUCAACACUUGCAGAGUAACUCAGUGGUCGGAGUCAGCGUAAUUACAGCGAGUUGACAUAAUUGACACUGGUGAUGAGUUGAUCCGAUUUCCGGUUCUUGCACUUACUUCCUUUUUGAUUAAUGGCGGACGACCACGAGGAGAGGAAUAUUGAAACAGAACACGUCACGAGAGACCACCGAUCCGACCUCGAGGACGUUUUGUUAGUUCGCUGGCAAUUUGAGCUUUCAUCAUGCUGGUUAAAGUUCAGUAUCAGGCAAGGUGUAAAUUUGUGAAAUUGCUCCCCGAUCGUACGUUUCAAGAUUUUCUAAAUGAAGUUAAAAGCAAAUUUGGUUUGGCAACAAAAGCAGAUCUUCAAGUCUUUGACACCGACACCAAUGUGGAAGAGGACAUCCUCCAUGAACUGAUCGAAGUCAGUCCAUAUUUAUGCCUAACUGUAAGAUGUUCUGAAGAAAAUAUUACUGCUGGUUUGUCUGAUGAGUUUUCACCCACAAGAUCCUCAACCCCAGCACAUGCACUGAUACUCUUUCACUCUCGUCAACUGACCAUGAAGACGACCGAGAGAGCAGUGCAAAAUCAAACAGCAAUCUGGUCAGCAACACUUAGCACAGACGCCGAAAAUUCUGAACGGGACUUUGCUAUGCUGUUCAAUGCUGAAACAUCCAUCAUGUUUCCUAAGAGGUGGGAGACGGCAUUCAAGCAAAAUAUCAUCAACGAAGCCAAGUCUCUUACUUCAACAGCAGAAAUGCGACGUCUUCUCAAUGCAGCAGGUGGACAAGAAUCUGAAAACGAUUGGGACAGUGACAUGUCAUCUGUUAUGCUGCUGUUGCAUCUCCUGCCUCCUCUGAGGAAGAAGACCUUCCAACAGAGGCUGUUGACAGACUUGUGCAUUUCCAUAAGCCUUGCACCAGUAUUGAAGGCCUUCUCAGUGGGAGGGAGGACCACCAGGCAUUUCUUCUGGGAUCAGGAAGGAUCAAGGGCAGGAUUGACCACUUUUACGUCGCUGUAGACAAGUGCCUUACCCCUUGUUCUGGAACCAGCUCCUUAAGUGCCUUUGAACUUUGUUCACUAUGUCUUCAACUUGUCUUAAGAGGAAGCCCUGGUCAACUUCUUCACCUUCAUACAGGCCACAGUGAGUCUCCGAGAGUCUGUAUUUUAUUGUCGACAAACUUUUCACAGAACAUUAUUCAGAACAUUAUCAUGCAUUUAAAGUACAGAGACUGUGAGUUGGUUGAACUUGUAAAAAGCCAACAGCUUGAAGUUAAACUGGCCUUUUGAUCUGCAGUGUUUUGGGUAAAUAAUAGUGAAUGUUGAUGGCGAAUGUUGUUUGUGCUGGUGUAAUUGCUGCAUCUGUUAAAUAAAAUUUCAAACUGA
This is a messenger RNA of Pimephales promelas (fathead minnow), 1463 nucleotides long. RefSeq lists its product as uncharacterized. NCBI's taxonomy places the organism in Eukaryota, Metazoa, Chordata, Actinopteri, Cypriniformes, Leuciscidae. The record is from RefSeq and is a predicted model, not a curated record.